Molecule: messenger RNA, 1697 nt
Organism: Equus quagga
Lineage: Eukaryota; Metazoa; Chordata; Mammalia; Perissodactyla; Equidae
Product: T-cell surface glycoprotein CD1a-like
Exons: 6
Coding region: 168-1184 (338 amino acids)
Biological process (GO): antigen processing and presentation, endogenous lipid antigen via MHC class Ib; immune response; positive regulation of T cell mediated cytotoxicity
Cellular component (GO): external side of plasma membrane
Molecular function (GO): endogenous lipid antigen binding; exogenous lipid antigen binding; lipopeptide binding
Source: RefSeq, a predicted model, not a curated record
UUAGGGAAGGAGUAGAUUUUCUUUAUUGCAGACAACGAUUCAAGGAAAGGUUUUUCUGUUGGUAGGAGAAGGAAGUCAGAAUAGAGGUAUUGCAGGGUAGGCUUGUUUAGAACAGAAAUCAAAGACCAACUUUUUUGAGAGAAACAAAUAACAUCUGCAAGUAAAAUAUGUUCCUGCAACUUCCAUUGCUAGCAGUUCUCCUCUCAGAUGUUGACAGUAAAGAUGACUUCCAGGAGCCAGUCUCCUUCCAAAUCAUCCAGACUUCAUCCUUUUACAACCGUUCCUCAGUACAAAAACUGGGCUCAGGUUGGUUGAGUGACUUGCAAACUCAUGGAUGGGAUAGCAACUCUGGCACUAUUAUUUUCCUGUGGCCCUGGUCCAAGGGCAACUUCAGCAAUGAAGAGAUGAUGGAAGUGGAAAAGUUAUGCCGUAUGUUCUCUGUUCGAGUAAUUCAGGCAGUUCACAACCAUGCCAAUCAAUGGAAGCUUGCAUAUCCUUUUGAGGUACAGACAGCAGCAGGUUGUGAGCUGAGUUUUCAAGAAGCCUCAAUAGGCUUCAUGCGGGUUGCUUAUCAAGGAUCAGAUUUCAUGAGCUUCCAGAACAAGUCAUGGUUGCCGUCUCCAAAGGGUGGAAGUAGGGCUCAGGAUGUCUGCAGACUAUUCAAUUCACAUAAAGUUGACCUGCAAAUAACAGACAGAUUCCUCAGUGACACCUGCCCACGUCUCCUUCUGGGAAUUCUUGAUGCGGGGAAGGCAGAUCUCCAGCGACAAGUAAAACCAGAGGCCUGGCUGUCCACUGGCCCCAGUCCUGGUCCUGGCCGUCUGAUGAUGGUUUGUCACGUCUCUGGCUUCUACCCAAAGCCAAUUUGGGUGAUGUGGAUGCAGGGCGAUCAGGAGCAUCUGGGCACUCAGCAAAGUGACAUUUUGCCCAAUGCUGAUGGGACAUGGUAUCUUCGUAAGUCCUUGGAUGUGGAAGCCCUCGAAGCAGCUGGCCUGUCUUGCCGGGUGAGACACAGCAGUCUAGGAGGCCAGGACAUCAUUGUCUACCAGGAACAUCACAACUCCUUGGGCUGGAUCUUCUUGGGAGUGAUAGUGUCCCUGGUACUUCUGACAGGUCUUGCAUUUUGGCUUAGGAAGCGCUGGACACACUGUGAACCUCCAAGCAAUCUUAUCCUUUUGGAAUGAGAUCCCUGCAGCCCAGGUGCUCAGGAUGUACUUAAACCUGACAAGGUGAUGACAUCUGCUCAACUCUUCCUAUACAACAUUUUUUGUUCCUUUUUAUUUCUGCUUAAUGAUCAGUUGUCAGUAUAAGCCAGAUGUAAUUUUGCAGGAUUUGUUUUUCUGACCUGGGUUCUGGGACUUAAAAUUCAUAUUAUAAUUGUGAAUGGAUAAGAUCUCAGCAACACCUACAUAUUCAAAUAUUAAUGGGUCCUCAGGCCCAUUUCAGAUGUUACUUCCUCCAGAGGGCCUUCCCUGAUGCAUAAGUGUAAGCAGUCUCUGCCUUGUCUGAUCUCCCAGUGCACUUGAACUGUACUUUGCCAAAUCUAAUCCUCACUUCCUGCCCUUUGUUGCAGGUAUUUAAAUCCCUUUGCCCCUUAUAAUUUUGAAGCUUUUUGAGAGCAAAGUCCAUGUCUUUUUAGUAUUUAUAUCCUUGGCCAAUUGUCUUAUUUGCAUGAAAUAUGUUCUCAAUAAAAAUCU